AUGGGGAAAGAUGCGUACGCAACAUUUGCCUGCAACGAUACCGAAGUAGAAGACGCCUUAAUUUUGCUGAAAUCCAUAAAGGAGGCGAAAACUUUUAAAAAAGUUUUGAUACUGUACGAUUCUAGAAUUGGAGUCAGCUCUUGCAUGAAUGCUAAUAUAAUAACGUUCUCGGCAAAAUCUGAGGAAGCCUUAUUGGAACUGAUUGACAAUUACAAGACCUUCUUGUCAUAUAACAAAGACAUGAGAUUAGAUGAUAUAGCAUAUACUGCUAAUGUUGGACGAGCAAAAUUUGCAAAUAGAAUAGCAAUCACUGCUAGACACAAUGAAGAAUUCUCACAAAAACUGGAUACGAAAAAUUGGUUAUCUGGAAUUUCACAAAGGGAACCAAAGAUCUGCUUCCUUUUUCCAGGAACGCAACGUAGUGGAAUGGGCAGCCAACUUUAUGACACCUUCCCAGUUUUCAAAGAACAUUUUGACCUCUGCUCGCAAUUAAUUUUCAAAAUGUAUGGACUUGACAUCAAAACUUCUCUCUGGGGAGAUAAGAUAUCUAAGAAUUAUCUAAACCAAUCGUUUUACUCAUCGUGUUCAAUUUUGGUCAUUGAGUAUUGUCUGCUUAAACUUUGGGCGUCACUUGGGGUACAUCCAGAUAUGGUCGUAGGUCAUAGUUUAGGUGAGUAUGCUGCAGCCACUGCCGCCUCACUCAUAACACUUGAAGAUGCACUUACGAUGAUUGGAGCACGAUGCAUGCUAAUUGACACACUUCCUGGAGGAAAAAUGUUGGCCAGCGCAAACAAAAACACAAGUGCGCGACUAAUUGACAGAUUUUUGAAGUCACGUACUGGUACAAACGCAGACUGGCUGGAUAUUGCUGCAAUCAAUUCCGAACAACAAACUACAGUGUCUGGCCCACCUUCUCUAGUAGAUGAAUUUGCAGAAUUUUGUCGAAACAAUGGCGUAAGAGCUACAAUCCUAGAUGCCUCACAUGCAUUCCACUCUAGAGGUUUGGAUCCAAUAUUAAAUGAAUACAGAGACGUUUUAAGCUCCCUUCGAAAAGAAGUCAUACCAGCAACCUGUAAAUACAUAUCAAGCGUUGAUGGUACUCAAAAAUCGUCUUUAUCUUCAGAAUAUUGGGUUUCUAAUUUGCGAGACCCUGUACAAUUUAUUAAAACAAGCAAGACUAUCGGAAAGCAUAUUGAGGAGGAUAAUUCGGGUGAAACAUAUAUCUUCCUAGAAGUCGGGCCACACCCAGUACUUUCAGCGUUAAUUCAAUCUAGCUUGACAUUUAUGCCUCAAUGUAUCAAAUCAAUGAGGAAAGGUGGUAAUGAGCUGGAAGAGUUUCUUGGAGCUGUUGGCAAUUUGUUUGUACAAGGGGUUUCAAUAAACUUUGAAAAGUUCCAUGCAGUUCAUAAUAAGAAAAAGGUUUCCCUCCCGUUUUACCCCUUCCAAAGAAAUCCAUUUUGGUUCCCUUUUCAACCCAAGGGCUAUUCCACUUCUUCAAUGAAGGAUACGGUCCAUCCCCUUCUAGGGAAACAGAUAGAACAACCUGGAUCUGGAGAUGUGAAGAUAGGUGAUCAUCGCAUCGGGCAGUGGCCAUUGAUGCCAGCCGCAGGGUUCGCAGAGUUGAGUUUGGCGUCACGUUACCUGACACUAGAUCGAAAUGUGAAUCAUUUGGCAAUUGACAAUUUCAGUGUUCAAACACCUGGCCAUCUUACGCAAACUGGAUCAUCUUAUCAUACUCUGCUGGAGGGGAACCUGGUUAAGAUUUACAGUCACUGCAGUCUAGAUGUAUUUCCACCAAUUCAAGACCAUUACUCAGCAGCAAAAGUCUCCGCCGAAGCUAUGUAUGUACGAUUAACCGUCAAAGGAUAUUAUUUUGGACCAUCCUUUCGAUGCAUCAAGUCCCUAUGGGAGGACCAUAUGUUAAACAAGUAUGCUGAAGUCAAACUUGAUCUCUGCGAUGUUGAUGAUAAACUCAUACUCCAUCCAAUCUUAAUAGACAGUAUGCUACAGCUUGUUAUAAUGUGUGUGGAAGACUUGGAAGCACCCAUCGAAAAUACCAUAAAACUUCCUGUGGCGAUCCGGUGUCUAAAGGUUUACAACAUGAGUCAAACUCAAGAGCAGACUGAUUCAACUACAAAGUUCUACGUCAAGAAAUGCCAUAACACAAGAACAAUAAGCUUAUACAAUUGUCUCGGCAAAAAAUUAAUAUCCAUGGAUGGAAUUGACUUUCUUCCAAUAGACUUGUUAAGUUUCGACGACCAUAUGCAUUUCAUCCUAAAUCAGGCAAAGCAGUGUCCAAUAUUUGAAUUCGAGUGGAGUAAAGAUUCAAUACAACAAGUCUCUAAGCAGGUCCCAACCUCGUCAGUUUGUGAAAAGGACAGAAACUGGUUGAUUUUCGGAUUGCAUGACACCUUCACAAACGAUUUAAUGGGACAACUAAACACGUUGGAAAAAUCAGUUUCGCUAAUUACAUUUGGACAGCAGAACAAAAUGUCAACCAAUUAUAUUGAAACGAUGGGUCGCAGCCAAAAGGAGUUCAUGCAAAUAUUAUCUCACUUUUCUGAAAUCGAGGGAAUAAUCUUUGGACGGGGAUUGACGUCUGCAUUGGAUGAUGCGAUAAUUGAAAGGUGGCUUCACCUACUCCAGGCAAUCGUCGUUUACUCAGAGAGGUUGUCUAAAUUACUUCUUCUAACGCAAGGGGUACAUUGCAUGUCUAUCAAUGCAGAAAAGUUUGCGCAAAAACCAGUCGCUGCUUUACUUAUAGGAAUGUUGCGUUCAUUUAAGGCCGAAAAUUCUGCGCUAAAUUGUAAAUUAAUUGAUCUGGAUUCCCUAAGCCACAGGAAUGCCGUAAAUAUUAUGCAAGAACUUUUUCAAAAUCCAAGCGUCGAAACUGGGGGUGGCAUUUUCUAUCAAGAAGGUGAUCGACUGACUCAAAAACUGGUGAAGCUAAAACGUCCCGCCUUUCUUCAAUUGCCAAAAGCAUCCAGAUUUUGUCUACGGCUUCCAGCAUCAAAUAUCAUUUCAGAUUUAAAAUUGAUGGAUAUGUCCUCGGUUACUGAGUUGGAAGAGAAAGGACUAGAAAUCAAAGUCAAUGCUUAUUCGUUAAACUUUCGUGACAUCUUCGCCGUACUUAAACAAACUGAAGCGUUUGCUAAAAUCAAUAUUAUUGGAAGCGAUUUCUCAGGAGUUAUUAGCCGAAUUGGAAGUUCGGUAUAUAAGUUUCAAGUUGGGGACACGGUGUUUGGCUGUCAUCACCAAAAUGUGGCACUAUCUUCACAUAUUAGUACUUCUGAGAAUAGGGUUUGCAAGCUUCCAAAUUUUUUAACCCAUGAAGAAGCGUCGACCCUUCCAACUGUAGCAUUGACUGCUUAUCAAUGCCUGUGCACUGUUGCUAAAUUGAAGAAAGGCGAUACAAUACUGAUUCAUGCAGCUUCGGGAGGUGUCGGAUUAGCCGCCGUGCAAUUGGCAAAUACAGUUGGGGCAAAUGUCAUAGCCACGGCGGGAAGUUCGAGAAAACGGGCGUACCUAAGGAAUAUAAUGGGAAUAAAGCACGUCUUUGACUCGAGGAACUUGUCUUUCGAGACUGACAUAAGUGCUGCCACUGAUGGAGCUGGGGUCGACAUAGUUCUUAACUCUUUAACAGGUCGUGGAUUCAAGGAAGCUUCUCUCAAUUGUCUAAGGAAGGGGGGCAGAUUUAUCGAAAUGAGUAAAAUCAACGUUUGGACCAAAGAGGACUGCAUGGCGCUUCGGCCUGAUGUGACAUAUUCUAUUGAAGAUUUAAGCUUAUCAGAGGACAGUUCAGCACCUUUAUCUCAGCUUGAAAACAUAGCAACGGGGUUUUGGCAGCCUUUGCCUUAUGUUCACUUCCAAGCCCAAGAAAUACGAGAUGCUUUGUCAUUCCUAGAAAAGGCGAAACAUAUUGGGAAAGUAGUUGUCAGCAUGCCUGAUAAGCAAAAUAAGCUAUUCAGUUGCAAAAAUAGCUAUCUCAUCACUGGUGGAUGUGGAGGCAUUGAAUGGGAAUUAAUCAAAUGGAUGUUGAAGAAUGGUGCCAAGCUGAUUUUCCUGAUGGGUAGACAAAUACCAAGCUCUGACCGCCAGAAAGAAAUUAGUGACCUUAAUAAUCGUGGAUUCCACGUAAUCUGGAAAUGUGGCGACGUAAGUAAGUUGUUUGACUGUGAAUCUAUAUUUUGCUGGAUAAGAGAGCAAUUCCCUCAAUCACCGCUCCGGGGGAUAUUUCAUUGUGCCGGAGUUCUAUCUGACGCCGUCUUCCUUAACCAAACCAGUGAAACAUUAGACAAAGUUCUAUGCCCAAAAUUCCAAGGUGGAUGGAAUCUUCACGAACUUUCUAAAACAUUUACCCUGCAGCAUCUUGUGCUCUUCUCCUCGAUUAGUUCAUUAAUUGGGAACCCAGGGCAGGGAAAUUAUGCGGCCGCAAAUGCGUUCUUUGAUGCCCUCGCGCAUUAUCGACAUGCUCUAGGUCUUCCAGCUAUUUCUUUGAACUUUGGCCAGUGGGGUGAAGUUGGACUAGCAGCGGGACAACGUAUUUCCGGCCUGCAUCCCAUGUCCACAAAACAAGCUCUUGCUGCAUUAGAACUUGCUUUAAACUCCAAGCAUGCUCAACUAUGCACAAGUUCCAUGAAUGUUACCAAAUUAGUUCAACGGAUUCCUUGGACUGACAGCUUUUUAGUAAAUAUCUUAAAAUCUGAGAGGGGCCACCACAGAAAAUUUGCUGGGACCAACAAACUUGAUUUCCUCAGCUCUGAAAAGUUUUAUGCGGAAUUUGAUGCCUGUGAAAACGAAACCGAUAGAAAUUCAGUCAUUCUAUACCAUAUGGGGAGACUUGUAUCUUCAGUUCUUCAGCUGGAGCAAAAUAGUGGGAUCAAUCGUAAAUUCUCUGAACUAGGGUUGGAUUCAUUAAUGAUGAUUGAGAUUAAGAAUAAAACAUCCAACUUGCUUGGUGGAAAGGUGCAGUUGAGUAUUAACGACUUUGCCGAUAGCGAGGACCUCGAAAAUCUUGUGAAACAUAUAUCCAACCUGAUAAACACUAAUGACUCACUAAAACAAAGCGAAGAUAUUUCUAAACUAAUUAAUCAAGACUCCAAAUUAUGGGAUCACAUUCAGAUUUCGCCAAAAUGUGUACAACUCGUGCGGCUUGGUCAGGUGAAAACCAUUUUUCUUACUGGCGCUACCGGAACACUUGGACCUUACAUGCUUCAACAGAUAUCCUUAUUACAUCAAGUUGAGAAAAUUGUUUGUCUGGUACGACCUAGAAUCAAUAAAGACGAGUCGUCAAUGUUUCGGAUUAACUCCAGAUUAGCGUUCUUCAACCUGUUGGAUAGGACAUGUGUUAACAAAAUUCACGUUGUAGAAGGGGAUGUCGCUUUGAUCAUGUUCGGAUUGGUUGAAUCGGCGUAUGUCGCACUCGCCCAUGAAAUCGAUGCUGUAGUUCACUUUGCAAUAUAUGGGGAUCAUCUCUGGUCUUAUGAAAGCUCGUCUUUAAUUAAAAGCAUUAAUGUAGAAGGGACUCAACGAAUUAUAGAAUUCGCGGCAACAUACAAAAUUAAGUGGAUCAAUGCGGCUUCGUCCAUUGCAGCCUAUUCGCCAAAUUUCGGCGUGACUGACAAACUCCAGGGUUUGGAGGAGUGGCCCGCAAAAGGCAACUACUCAUGCCAGUUUGGCUAUGGGAUUUCAAAAUUUAUUGGAGACCGAUUACUCUCAUAA
This is a messenger RNA of Folsomia candida, 5721 nucleotides long. RefSeq names its product probable polyketide synthase 39. Lineage: Eukaryota; Metazoa; Arthropoda; Collembola; Entomobryomorpha; Isotomidae. Gene Ontology annotation, molecular function: oxidoreductase activity; fatty acid synthase activity. Gene Ontology annotation, biological process: fatty acid biosynthetic process. The record is from RefSeq and is a predicted model, not a curated record. The transcript has 10 exons. Bases 1 to 5721 code for a protein of 1906 amino acids.